Necator americanus (New World hookworm) is the source of this 210-nucleotide messenger RNA. RefSeq lists its product as uncharacterized. Bases 1 to 210 code for a protein of 69 amino acids. The transcript has 2 exons. The record is from RefSeq and is a predicted model, not a curated record. Lineage: Eukaryota; Metazoa; Nematoda; Chromadorea; Rhabditida; Ancylostomatidae.
AUGGAACGAGAUGAAUGGAUGGAUUCUGUGAGAGCUGUGGAUCCAGAAGAUUGUGCAGAGCCGGGUUCAAGGACGACACCGCCAGGAAAAGAUGCAGUCGGAGUCAUAGCGAAGUCUCAAAAUUCGUUGUGGAAGAAGGUUAAUUGGGCACAGCUAUACAAAAAGGAACAGAAACGCCUGGAAACGGUCGUUUCCGAGGAUGCACCUUGA